Punica granatum (pomegranate) is the source of this 847-nucleotide messenger RNA. Lineage: Eukaryota; Viridiplantae; Streptophyta; Magnoliopsida; Myrtales; Lythraceae. The record is from RefSeq and is a predicted model, not a curated record.
CCAAUCCUGCAAUCCCUCCCUCCCUCCCUCCCUCCCUCUCUUCCAUAGAGAAACAUAGGAAUCAAAGCAGAGGAAAUGGCUGGUUUUGGGAUUGUAUGGGCAAUUGUUGGAGCAGUGUUGUGCUUGGGAGUGCCAAGCAUGGCAACGGUGUACACUGUUGGGGACACGGCAGGAUGGGCAAUGGGGACUGACUACACCACUUGGACCAAAGGCAAGACUUUCGCGGUUGGUGAUAGCCUUGCGUUCAACUAUGGUGGAGGGCACACGGUGGACGAGGUGAGCCAGAGCGACUACAGCAGCUGCACCACCGGAAACUCCAUCAGCUCCGACAGCAGUGGCAGCACCACCAUCCCUCUCAAGACCGCCGGCACCCACUACUUCAUCUGCGGCUCCAUGGGCCACUGUGCUGGCGGAAUGAAGCUCGCAGUCACGGUCAAGGCCUCCUCGCCUUCCUCCUCCGGCUCCACCACCCCUGCCUCCUCGGGAUCUCCCCCUUCUUCCACCACCACGACCUCCCCUGCCACCACCUCCACUACCGGGUCAUCCUCAGGGGCAACCGUGUCACCCAUCGGACCUUUCCUGGCUUCAUUGGUGGGGGCGCUAGCGCUGGUCUUCCUCUCCUAAAACUGAUCCAUCACCUUUCUACCAUUUCUAUUUAGCCAGGAUAGAGGCAGUGCAUAUUAUUUCUCCCUCUGUGUCCCCUUUCUGUUUUUUUCACUCUUUGUGGUUUCUUUUCUCCGAGAGUUAGCUUCUGUUUUUAGGACUUGGAAUAAUAUUUCUCUUCGUUACGAAUGUACCUAAAUUAUGUAUUUCGUAAUUGAAAUUAAUAACUUCCCUUAUUUCUUGA